Molecule: messenger RNA, 216 nt
Organism: Acanthoscelides obtectus
Lineage: Eukaryota; Metazoa; Arthropoda; Insecta; Coleoptera; Chrysomelidae
Source: the annotation of a GenBank genome assembly
AUGGCAGCACACGAUGAUAAGGAACGACCUCUGUCGUCAAACACUGAAGAAAACGUGGAAUUAUUGGACCAUCCUCCAUAUGGACCCGAUAUAAAUCCUAACGAUUUCUUUACUUUCCCGAAAAUUAAAAACAGACUGCAUGGUCGAAGGUUCCGGUCACCAAAAGAAGCAGUUGACGCUUUCAAAAAUGCCAUUUUGGAUCUGCCAGAAAACUAG